AUGCCCUUGAUCAAGGAUAAGCUCGCUCAGACAGAUGAUGAUGGAUGGAAGGAUAGGGAAGUUGCUGUUCUAUGUCUUAAUACUAUAGCAGAGGGAUGCAUGACUGGAUUGUAUUCCCACACUCCGGAGAUUUUCCACAUGCUGAUCCUGUUACUUGAUGAUAAGUUUCCUCUUGUAAGGAGAAUCACCUGUCAAACCAUUUCCCGAUAUAGCAAGUUCAUUGUUCAGAGCUGUGACCAUGAACAAUUUGCUAAGAUCAUCGUGGGCCUGCUUAGAAGGAUAUUAGAUACUAACAAAAAAGUUCAGGAGGCUGCACGUUCUGCCUUCAUGACGAUUGGGAAGGAUGCUGCAGAAUCAAAUGGAAUGGAAAUUAUUUUGGAGCAACUCAUCUUAGAACUUGGGAAACACCAGAUGCGAGACCUUUGGUUAAUUUCUGAGGCACUUUGCAGUCUUGCUAAUGUUGUUGGAGCAAAGCUAAACAAGGCAGAACAUCUGCACAUAGUUGUUCCUCCAUUGAUCGAGAAGUGGCAGCAACUUCAAAAAUCUAAUAAAGAUAUCUUGCCCCUACUUGAAUGCUUUACAUCUAUCGCACAGGCAGCGGGAUCCGGAUUUUUUCAGUUUGCUGAGCCAGUGUUUCAGAACAGCCUAGAUCUUAUCAAGUUCCAGCAGUUGGCAAAUGCUGAUCCUGCCGCACCUCACGAUAAAGAUUUCAUCGUCUACUCAUUGGACCUUUUGUUAGUACUUGCAGAAGCACUUGGUGCUGAUACUGAAAGCCUGGUAAAUUGA
This is a messenger RNA of Triticum turgidum subsp. durum (durum wheat), 786 nucleotides long. NCBI's taxonomy places the organism in Eukaryota, Viridiplantae, Streptophyta, Magnoliopsida, Poales, Poaceae. The record is from the annotation of a GenBank genome assembly.